Molecule: messenger RNA, 1974 nt
Organism: Cricetulus griseus (Chinese hamster)
Lineage: Eukaryota; Metazoa; Chordata; Mammalia; Rodentia; Cricetidae
Source: RefSeq, a predicted model, not a curated record
ACUAGAAGCGAGCCGGCGGCCUGUGGAGGGGACUGACUGAGCAGCGCACCCGGGAACCUGGAGGCGCGGCGGAGCGAGCGGGCCCUGAGCUGACAGAUCCGGGGCUUGGCCGGGACUGUGGACUAGCGGACGGGCGAGUGCAGGGAGCAGCCAUGAUCACUUCAGCCGCUGGAAUUAUUUCCCUUCUGGAUGAAGAAGAGCCACAGCUUAAGGAAUUUGCACUACACAAAUUGAAUGCAGUUGUCAAUGACUUCUGGGCAGAAAUUUCUGAGUCUGUAGACAAAAUAGAAGUUUUAUAUGAAGAUGAAGGUUUCCGGAGUCGGCAGUUUGCAGCCCUGGUGGCAUCUAAAGUAUUUUAUCAUCUGGGGGCUUUUGAGGAGUCUCUGAAUUAUGCUCUUGGAGCAGGCGACCUCUUCAAUGUCAAUGAUAAUUCUGAAUAUGUGGAGACUAUUAUAGCAAAAUGCAUUGAUCAUUAUACCAAACAGUGUGUAGAAAAUGCAGAUUUGCCUGAAGGAGAAAAAAAGCCAAUUGACCAGAGAUUGGAAGGCAUUGUGAACAAAAUGUUCCAGCGAUGUCUCGAUGAUCACAAGUAUAAGCAAGCGAUUGGCAUUGCUCUAGAGACCAGGAGACUAGAUGUCUUUGAGAAGACUAUACUGGAGUCUAAUGAUGUCCCAGGAAUGCUAGCUUACAGCCUCAAGCUCUGCAUGUCUUUAAUGCAGAAUAAGCAGUUUCGGAAUAAAGUAUUGAGAGUCCUGGUUAAAAUCUACAUGAACUUGGAGAAGCCCGAUUUCAUCAAUGUUUGUCAGUGCUUAAUUUUCUUAGAUGAUCCUCAGGCCGUGAGUGAUAUCUUAGAAAAGCUGGUAAAGGAAGACAACCUGUUGAUGGCCUAUCAGAUUUGUUUUGAUUUGUAUGAAAGUGCUAGCCAGCAGUUUUUGUCAUCUGUAAUCCAGAAUCUUCGAACUGUUGGUACCCCCAUUGCUUCUGUGCCUGGAUCUACUAAUACGGGUACUGUGCCAGGAUCAGAGAAAGACAGUGACCCUAUGGAGACGGAGGAGAAGACAGGCAACACACCGGUAGGAAAGACACCGGAUGUGAGUCCAGAGCCCAAGGACCAGACAUUGAAAAUGAUUAAAAUUUUAAGUGGCGAAAUGGCUAUUGAAUUACACCUACAAUUCUUAAUACGAAAUAAUAACACAGACCUCAUGAUUCUGAAAAACACAAAGGAUGCAGUACGAAAUUCUGUAUGUCAUACAGCAACUGUAAUAGCAAACUCAUUCAUGCACUGUGGCACUACAAGUGACCAGUUUCUUAGAGAUAACUUGGAAUGGUUGGCCAGAGCCACUAACUGGGCCAAAUUUACUGCAACUGCCAGCUUGGGUGUAAUACAUAAGGGUCAUGAGAAGGAAGCCUUACAGUUAAUGGCAACAUACCUUCCCAAGGAUACUUCUCCAGGAUCAGCCUACCAGGAAGGUGGAGGUCUCUAUGCAUUGGGUCUCAUUCAUGCCAAUCAUGGUGGAGACAUAAUUGACUAUCUCCUUAAUCAGCUCAAGAAUGCCAGCAAUGAUAUUGUUAGACAUGGAGGCAGCCUGGGCCUUGGUUUGGCUGCAAUGGGAACUGCACGUCAGGAUGUAUAUGAUCUGCUGAAAACAAACCUUUAUCAGGAUGAUGCUGUGACAGGGGAGGCAGCUGGCCUGGCCUUAGGUUUGGUUAUGUUAGGUUCUAAAAACGCCCAGGCUAUUGAGGAUAUGGUUGGCUAUGCACAAGAAACUCAGCAUGAGAAGAUUCUGCGCGGUCUAGCAGUUGGCAUCGCAUUAGUAAUGUACGGGAGGAUGGAAGAGGCUGAUGCUCUCAUUGAAUCUCUCUGUCGUGAUAAGGACCCAAUUCUUCGAAGAUCUGGAAUGUAUACUGUAGCCAUGGCUUAUUGUGGCUCUGGUAACAACAAAGCUAUCCGACGCCUGCUACAUGUUGCUGUAA